AUGGCAUCUGAAGCAACAUCUCAGUCAAAAGGGAAAGGCAAAGGGUAUUUCACUUGGACUCCUGAAAUGGAUCGUGUAAUGGGCACUUGUUUUAUUGACCAAAACCAAGGAAACAAAUUGGAUGGUAAAUGUGCAUGGAAAACAGUAGCCUACACCGCAGUAAUGAAUGCUUUAUUCGAUAAACUCAAUAUAUCUGUGACAAAGGCUAAUAUUAUAUCUCGUUUCAAGACAUGGGAGAAACACUAUGACAUCUUAUACCCACUGCUCCAGUCCUGUAACUUUGGGCCUACGAUAAUAUGGGACUACUCUAGAGGUAGAAUUGAUGUUCGUGAUGAGGAUGUAUGGAAUGCUCAAGUAAGUGAGAAUCCAAAAAUUCUUCCUUAUAGAAAAAAAAUUGUAGUUGAAAAUUGGGAGGAUAUCUGUACACUAUUUUCACAAGAUCGUGCAAAUGGAGAGGGUGCCCAAACUGUUUUUGAGGCUAAUGCUGAAACUGAAGUUGAAGAGUCUGCUAAUGUAGAGGAAUCUUUUGAGACUGAUUCACGAUCUUUAGAAAAUGAAGUUAUGAAUGCACUGCUAGCUCGACAACGGUCAAAAUCAAAAGCUUCAUCUUCAACAAAUGAUCGUGGCACAAAGAGAAAACUAACGAGCUCUCAAGUACUUUACAAGGUGUUGGGACGAAUGACAGAUUCACUGGAUAAGUACUUAAAUUCAGAAUGCUCAAAAGUUACAACUAAAAUGGUGGAAGACGAGUUAUCUAAAAUUGAAUUGGAUAGAUUUCAAUUGUUGAAGGUGGAAGUUGUUUUUGUCGAAGAAGUUGAGCUGAUUGCUGGAAGCCCAAGUAGAGCAAUGCUACAUAAACUAGCCCCAUCAUUUCCUCCCAAAGUUUGUGCAUCAGAUUUUGCUGAAGAGGCCGCUUCACUCUUCAAAUGGAAAUCCAAUUUUGCAAACAAGGAUAGUUCCCUCUUCAUUUCGUGGAAUGUACCGCCAACCAAAGCCAAGAAUUCUUCCAGCCCCUGCACUUGGGCUGGUGUUUCAUGCAAUGUUGAUGGAAGUGUCAACAGAUUGAACCUCACAAAUUCCAGUGUCAACUCUACACUCUAUGACUUCCCAUUUUCAUCCUUGCCAAAUCUUGAAUAUGUUGAUCUGUCGAUGAAUGAACUUUUAGGCAGCAUACCAGCCCAGAUUGGCAAUCUCUCCAAGCUCAUAUAUCUCGAUUUCUCGUUCAAUCAGCUGUCACGAGAAAUCCCACCCGAAAUUGGGUUGUUACGAUAUCUUCAAGUCCUCCAUCUGAACGAAAAUCACCUGUCCGGUCCAAUUCCGGAGGAAUUAAGCCAUUUAGUCUGUCUUACUGAGCUUGUUUUGAAUACCAAUAACAUCAGUGGCACAAUUUCAUCUUCCUUGGUAAAUCUGGGAAACUUGACAUACUUGUCUUUGUAUGAAAACCUAUUAUCAGGUUCCAUUCCUCCAGAAAUAGGAAACCUAUCCAAUCUUGUCACUGCCUUUUUGAGCUCUAACCUUCUUACAGUUGAGUUAGGGCAGUUGAAAUCAGUUCAAAUUUUGAGCUUGUUCGGAAAUAAUCUCAUUGGCAAAAUUCCAACAUCACUGGGUAAUCUGACAAAUUUGACUGUCCUCCAUCUCUAUGAUAACCAACUCUCAGGCUCAAUUCCUGAAGAGUUGGACAACCUAGAGCUACUUACAGAUUUGGAACUAGAACUGAACGGUUCUAUUCCUAAAUCAUUUGGUGAUCCGAGCAACCUGGAAUCUCUGUUUCUGCGUGAAAACCAGCUUUCUGGUUCCAUUCCAGAGGAGCUUGGGAAGUUGGCAAAGUUGGCUGUGAUGGAAAUGGAUACAAAUCAAUUCUCUGGUCAUCUGCCAGAACAUCUUUGCCAAAAUGGAACACUUCAAAACUUCACGGUAAGCAACAACAGGCUGACCGGUCCAAUCCCUAUAAGCUUGCAAAAUUGCUCGAGUUUAUUCAGAGCUCGAUUUCAGGGAAACCAGCUGACUGGGAACCUGUCAGAGAUGUUUGGUAUCUAUCCAAACUUGAAUUUCGUGGAUCUUAGUAACAAUGAAUUCUAUGGCGGACUUUCUGGCAACUGGGGUAGAUGCCCAAACUUGGCAGCACUAUUUCUUGCAGAUAAUCACAUCACAGGUCAGAUCCCUUCAGAGCUGGGAAAUGCAUCUCAACUUCAUGUACUUGAUUUGUCUUCCAAUGACUUUACUGGGGAAAUUCCAAGGCAAGUUAUGAUGUUGGCUUCUAUGCUCAAUCUGUAUCUACAAAAUAACCAACUUUUUGGCAAUAUACCUGAAGAAGUAGGUCAGCUCAAAAAUCUGCUUCAUCUUGACCUGUCAGCAAAUUUCUUGCGUCGAUCUAUCCCAGAAAAUUUUGGAGGUUUCCAGCAAUUAUUUUACCUGAAUUUGAGCAACAACAACUUGAGUCAACAGAUUCCACCUCAGAUGGGUGAGUUAACCCGACUUUCUAUCUCAGGAGAAAUACCAUCUGAAUUCAGAAGUUUACAGAGUCUAGAGAUAUUGAACCUUUCCCAUAAUUACCUCUCUGGUUUCCUUCCAAAGGCUUUGGCAGAGCUGCCUGGUUCUUUGCAUAUUAACAUAUCUUUCAAUAACUUUGAGGUCCAAUUCCUUACGGUAAAGCCUUUAAAAAUAUCACCAUAG
Coffea eugenioides is the source of this 2673-nucleotide messenger RNA. Its product is annotated as MDIS1-interacting receptor like kinase 2-like. Bases 1 to 2673 code for a protein of 890 amino acids. Gene Ontology annotation, molecular function: protein binding. The transcript is spliced from 4 exons. The record is from RefSeq and is a predicted model, not a curated record. NCBI's taxonomy places the organism in Eukaryota, Viridiplantae, Streptophyta, Magnoliopsida, Gentianales, Rubiaceae.